GCGUAGAACAUACUUCUUAUACCCAUUAUUGAAAACAAGUUCAUUUCAACCUAGUUAGUGCAUACAUUGAUUUCCAAAACUUCCUAUAUCGUUUCAUUUGGAAAGUUUGAGUGUUACUUGUAGGAAUACGCUUCUAUUCCUAACAUUCUUUCUGUUUACUAAAGACCGGUAUCUUUACACACUUUAGGUUUUAUAGAAUGGCAAUGUCAAACAUUGACGCCGAUGAAGUCAAUUUAGACAGCAGUAUGGAGCUAGAUGAAAACUCUCAAGAACCUCUGCGGGCGGAUAACUUUGAAGAAAUUUAUAAUUCUCUCGUACAAGACGAACCUGACUUGGAAGAAGAAACCCAUGUCUCUUAUGCGUGGAUUGUAAAAGACUUCAGUAAGCUCAUCGAGAAAACAUAUAGCCCUAUUUUUACGGCAGGUGAUAGUGCGUGGCGUCUGGUUUUAUUUCCCAAAGGCUGUAAUCAGACUGAAUAUGCCUCUGUGUUCUUAGAAUACUUACCUCAAUGUAAGGUCGAUGCGAUAAAGCAAGAAGAAAAAGAAAUUGCCGAGGGAAAAGAAGUUACUGUUGAUUCAGAAAUCGUAACUGACGAGACCUAUUCUUGUUGCGCACAGUUCGCUCUCUCCUUGUCCAACGUACGAAACCCUGCAGUCAUGCAAAUCAAUACCUCUCAUCAUCGUUUUCGUUCAGAAGUAAAGGAUUGGGGAUUUACUCGAUUUGCCGAUCUUCGCAAAAUAGGUGUUCCAAAUUCUGAUUUUCCAGUUCCUUUCCUUGAGGAUGACCAGUUUUGUAUUUCUGUAACCGUCCGCGUUUUAAAAGAUCCCACUGGUGUUCUCUGGCAUUCCUUUGUCAAUUAUAACUCUAAAAAAGAAACUGGUUUUGUCGGAUUAAACAACCAAGGUGCGACUUGCUAUAUGAAUUCCCUUCUUCAGUCCUUAUAUUUUACCAAUGUUUUCCGGAAAACUGUUUAUAAAAUCCCCACUGACAGCGAUGAUGCAAAGGGUAGUGUUGCUUAUGCUCUUCAGCGUGUUUUCUAUAACUUAGAAAAACAAAGAGAAGCUGUUAGCACCAACGAACUUACGCGAUCGUUUGGUUGGAAUUCAUUUGAUUCCUUCAUGCAGCACGAUGUGCAAGAGUUUAAUCGAGUAUUACAGGAUAACCUCGAAAAGAAAAUGAAAGGGACUGAUGUUGAAAAUGCACUUAAUGACAUUUUCGUUGGAAAAAUGAAAAGCUAUGUGAAAUGCAUUGAUGUCAAUUAUGAGUCAUCCCGUGUUGAAGAUUUCUGGGAUAUUCAACUAAAUGUCAAGGGUAUGGCUACCUUGGAGGAUUCUUUUCGUGAUGCUAUCCAAGUUGAAACUUUAACUGGUGAUAAUAAAUAUUAUGCUGAAGGCCAUGGUUUACAGGACGCGCAUAAGGGUGUCGUAUUUGAGUCUUUUCCUAAUGUUUUACAGUUGCAACUGAAGCGCUUUGAUUACGACAUGUUACGAGAUAUGAUGGUUAAAAUAAAUGAUAGGCACGAGUUUCCUUUGGAAAUUGACCUAGAGCCUUAUCUUUCAGACACUGCAGAUAAAUCUGAAUCCCACGUUUAUUGCCUGCACGGGGUCCUUGUUCAUGGUGGUGAUCUUCAUGGUGGCCAUUAUUAUGCUUUAAUCAAGCCCGAAAAGGACAGUGGAUGGUUCAAGUUUGAUGAUGAUCGAGUAACUCGUGCAACAUUAAAAGAAGUACAGGACGAUAAUUUUGGGGGUGAGUCUUUGAAUAAACCGAAAGGUUAUACCGGAAACCCGUUUAAGCGCUUUAUGAAUGCAUAUAUGCUAGUCUACUUUCGUAAGAGCCGUCUUGAUAAAAUUCUUUCUCCAGUUACUACUGAAGAUGUACCUUAUCACGUAAGAGCUUCGUUAGAUGAAGAGCACCGAAUCAUGGAAAAAAAGCUUCAAGAACGCGAAGAGCAAUAUUAUUACCGAAAGGUUCGCCUGCUGACUAUAGAUGGAUUCCGAAACCACCAUGACUACGACAUGGCUGACUUUUCUAAGGCCACCAAAGAGGAUGAUCAUAAUCUGUUGACAACCAGAGUAAAAAGAAAUGCCACAAUUUUGGAUCUUUAUAACCACGUCGCUUCCAUAUUGAAGCGUGACUCAACCUCAAUUCGCUUAUGGAUGAUGACCAAUCGCCAAAAUAGGACAGUGAGAGUGGAUCUGCUUUUCGACAAAAAGGGAUUACUCGUCGAUCAAAUUUGUGACACGCACAUUCGUAAAGACGCUGAUUUGCGUAUUUACGCUGAAUAUGUCGAUGACAAACAGGAGUUAUCUCACGAAGUUGUUGAUGAAACAUCUGCUUUUAUCUUUUUAAAGUAUUUCGAUUACCAAAAACAAAGCAUUUCCGGUGUUUUCAGCGUGCAUGUUGAAAGGGAUAGCCCCAUAUCUGAUCUUUCAGAUAUUGUUUGCAAGAGCAUGCAUUGGCCCGAAGGUACUGCUAUUACAUAUUAUGAAGAAAUCAAGACUGGAAUGGUGGAUAUACUAGAUACAAAUUCUAGUUUCUUGAAAUCUGAAAUUCAAGAUGGCGAUAUUAUUUGUUUUGAGAAGAAUGAUAAAUCACCAGAAGUUCCUCACCAGCAAUUUAGUAGUGCUUUGGAUUUAUAUGAUUUCUUGGCUCAUCGUUUAACUGUUACUUUUGAGCCUCGGAAUGGAGAAGAAUCUGAUGGAACCUUUGAUUUGGAGUUAACAACGCAUACUACCUACAAUGAAAUGGCUCAAGCGGUAGGUAAAGUACUCAAUACUGACGCUGGUUAUUUACAGUUUACUUUGGCUCAUUUGCCUUCGAGGACACCUAGAACUGUGAUUCGUAACCCUUCAAAAUUUACUUUACAAAAUGCAAUUCCUUAUACUUAUGCCAAUGACCAACAUAUUGUCAUGUUUUAUGAAGUAAUGGAUCUUAGCCUUAGUGAGCUUGAACAUAAACAAUUAAUUCAGGCUUACUUUAUUUCUGAUGGAAUAACCAAAACGAACAAAUACGAUUUUUACGUAAAUAAAGACGGAUCUGUCAAAGAUAUUCUUCAACAAGUUGCCGUAAAGGCUGGACUAGGAAAUGAAAAGGUUGAAGAUUUGCGCCUUUAUGAAGUUUACAAUCACAGAAUCCUCAAAGCACAUAAUCUUUCGGAUAGUCUUUUUGAUUUAACCGAAUUUGCUACAAUUUACGUUGAAGCUACCUCUAAAGAAGAGGAGCUAGAGCUUUCCGAACAGAAUGGGAUUUCUAUAAUUGUUCAACAUUUCAGUCGAGACUUAUCUCGUCUCCACGGGAUUCCUUUCUAUUUUACCCUACUUCCUGAUGAAGAUUUAGGUAGCAUGAAGAAGCGUCUUCAGAAGCGAUUAGGUUUCAAGGAUGCCCAAUUCGCCAAGAUUAAGCUUGCUGUAUUACAAGCUCAAUCUUUGGGAAAACCAUAUUAUUUGAGUGAUGAUAGUGAAGUGCUUUAUGGAGAAUUUGAUCCUGAAUCCCAUAUACUUGGCUUGGAUCAUCCUGCUCCUAGCUCAGCUGGUCACGGCAUGGAUCAAGCUAUUCGUAUGAGAUAAUAUUUGUACCAAUCUGAAUGCGGAAGUUCAUUCAAUGUUGUUCCUUGAUAGAAGUGAGAAGCUCAUUUUGUUUAAUGAUAUAUACCUAGAAUUUCUUUUCAGUGUUUUUUUUUCUUUUUCAAUAACCAUUCUGGAUUCCGAAAUUUUUUAUCGUUUUAGUCAUAUGUUAAACAGUUAUUUACUUUAUUACUUACUAAAUUUGUAAUGAAAAUAUGAUAUCCUGUUUUGGCAUUGAUAUGCAAUGU
Molecule: messenger RNA, 3811 nt
Organism: Schizosaccharomyces octosporus yFS286
Lineage: Eukaryota; Fungi; Ascomycota; Schizosaccharomycetes; Schizosaccharomycetales; Schizosaccharomycetaceae
Product: ubiquitin carboxy terminal hydrolase Ubp21
Exons: 3
Coding region: 198-3566 (1122 amino acids)
Biological process (GO): protein deubiquitination; regulation of protein stability
Cellular component (GO): nucleus; cytosol
Molecular function (GO): cysteine-type deubiquitinase activity; cysteine-type endopeptidase activity; protein binding
Source: RefSeq, a predicted model, not a curated record